Molecule: messenger RNA, 1866 nt
Organism: Ilyonectria robusta
Lineage: Eukaryota; Fungi; Ascomycota; Sordariomycetes; Hypocreales; Nectriaceae
Product: WD40-repeat-containing domain protein
Exons: 4
Coding region: 1-1866 (621 amino acids)
Molecular function (GO): protein binding
Source: RefSeq, a predicted model, not a curated record
AUGUCCAUGUACCCGCACCGCGGCAUGGGGGGCGUCCCCCCAGGCAAUUCGGCUCGCCUCAACGAGCUGCUCGAGCAGAUCAGGGCCGAAUUCGAGACGCAGAUGCGCCAAACCGAGGGCUUCGAGCAUCAGAUCUCGGCGCAAGUCAGUGAGAUGCAGCUCGUCCGGGAAAAGGUCUACGCCAUGGAGCAGACUCACAUGACUCUCAAGCAAAAGUACGAGGAGGAGAUCAGCAUGCUCCGACAUCAGCUCGAGGCUGCCCGGAAAGGUGCCCCUCAGCCUGGCAUCCCCGGCCCGCCUCAGCACGCCGGCCCCUCGCAGCAGCCUCCUUCCAUCGCGCCCGGCAACGGCCUCUUUAGCGGUAUCAUGGCUGGCGGUAGUCAGGGAGGUCUCGCCCCGCCCCAACAGCAACAGCAGGGCCAGCAGCAAGGUCAACAGCCUCCCGCGCAACAACAGCAGCAGCCUCCUCCCCAGCAGCACCCUCCUCCUCAGGAGCAGCUGGGACCUCAGCACCAGAUGGCUCAGGGCCCUCCCGGCCUCCCCGUCCCUCCUCACCCCAGCAGCCAGCAGCAGCCGCCCUACUCCCAGGGCUAUCCUCAAGGCCCCGUCGCCAAUGGCAUGGGUCCCCAGCCUCCACAGAGCACUGCUUCUCCCGGCCCGGGCAGGCGAGGCAUCGGCCGGCCCCCCAACGCCGUCGGCCCCGCGACUCCCCAAAUCAACACUCCGGUGCCCUAUCCCGGCAACGCCCAGUCGCCGCAGGUCAGCCAUCCCACUCCCGACCACGCUCGCAUGGGUGGUCCUCGCGCUCCUCCCGUUGGUAACGCCCUCGGCGAUCUCGAGGUCGAUGCUGUAGCUCCCCACAACAAGAAGACUGGCAACGACUGGUAUGCCAUCUUCAACCCCCAGGUGCAGCGCGUUCUGGAUGUCGACCUGGUCCAUUCCCUGAGCCACGAAAGCGUUGUGUGCUGCGUGAGGUUCAGUCACGAUGGUAAGUACGUCGCCACUGGCUGCAACCGAUCCGCCCAGAUCUUCGACGUUCAGACUGGUGAGAAGGUCUGUGUUCUCGAGGACCACAACGCUGCCGACAUGAGCGCAGAUCUGUACAUCCGCAGCGUCUGCUUCAGCCCCGACGGCCGCUACCUGGCCACCGGUGCCGAGGAUAAACUGAUCAGAGUCUGGGAUAUCCAAAGCCGAACGAUUCGCAACCACUUCUCUGGCCACGAGCAGGAUAUUUACUCUCUGGACUUUGCGCGUGACGGACGAACGAUCGCGUCCGGCAGUGGCGACAGGACUGUCCGCCUGUGGGAUAUCGAACAGGGUACCAACACCCUCACUCUCACGAUCGAGGACGGUGUCACGACUGUGGCCAUCUCGCCCGACACCCAGUACGUUGCGGCAGGUUCCCUGGACAAGAGCGUCCGCGUGUGGGACAUUCACUCCGGCUUCUUGGUGGAGCGUCUCGAGGGCCCCGACGGCCACAAGGACUCCGUUUACUCUGUUGCCUUCUCGCCCAACGGCAAGGAUCUCGUCAGUGGCAGCUUGGACCGAACGAUCAAGAUGUGGGAGCUCAGCACCCCUCGCAACGGCCCCAACCCCGGUCCCAAGGGCGGCAAGUGCGUCAAGACAUUCGAGGGCCACCGCGACUUCGUGCUCUCGGUUGCACUCACUCCCGAUGCCAACUGGGUACUGUCCGGAUCCAAGGAUCGUGGUGUCCAGUUCUGGGACCCUCGCACCGGCACCACCCAACUCAUGCUCCAGGGUCACAAGAACUCGGUCAUCUCGGUGGCUCCCAGCCCCCAAGGCGGUUACUUCGCUACUGGUUCGGGCGAUAUGAAGGCCCGCAUCUGGUCCUACCGCCCCUACUAG